UGUUAAUGACAGCAGCGCAAAUACAGGCUGCUUGAAUUAAUGUUUACACUGCUAAUUUAUGGUGAUAUAGUGGCGGCAAACAGUCAGACCUGGCAAAAAGCCAGGUGUGGAUACGAAUGCCUCGCUGGACGCCAUAUUCGUGAAAGAAGUAGGAGGAGGAAGAGGAGGGGGAGAAAGUGCCGCUUCCGGUGCGGCAGUAUGAUAACACUUGGACUUGCACGCUGCCGAAGGACUUGACGGUUGUGCCUGGACCAGAAAACAAUCUUAAAUUGCUUUAUUGAAAACCGCUACUGUUGACGAAAUGGAUUAAAAGUGUCAGGGAGAAGUUUGCUGAGCUGUUCACGCACUGAUAAGCAAUGGAGGACCAAGUGGAGGAGAAGAGGUGUGGGAAACUGAGGGCCGCCUGCGGUCUGUACAAUUACAAGCUGAGGGAUGUCUUCACAUGGCAUCUGUUGAAGACCUUGGUCAUGGGCCAGGUCUUGUCCCUGUUGAUCUGCGGCACAGCGGUAAGCUGUGAGUACCUGGCCAACGCCGGGGUGGAGACUCCUAUGUUGCAGAGCUUCCUCAACUAUGCCCUGCUGCUGCUUGUCUACACCACCAUCCUCAGCACCCACACAGGGGAUCGUAACAUCCUUCAGGUUUUGAAAACCAAGUGGUGGAGGUAUGUGCUGAUGGGUCUGGCGGAUGUAGAGGCGAACUACACGGUGGUUAAGGCCUACCGCUACACCACGCUCACCAGCAUCCAGCUACUGGACUGCUUCGUCAUCCCAGUCCUGAUGCUCAUGUCCUGGUUCCUCCUGAAGACUCGCUACAAGCUGCUGCACUUUAUCGCUGUCACCGUGUGCCUGCUGGGCGUGGGCUCCAUGGUCGGUGCCGACAUCCUGGCCGGGAGAGACCAAGGAUCCACCAGUGACGUGGUUCUGGGCGACAGCCUGGUCCUGAUCAGUGCCGUCCUCUACGCCGUGUCAAACAUGUGCCAGGAGUUUACAGUGAAGACCCUGAGCCGUGUCGAAUUCUUGGGCAUGAUGGGCUUGUUUGGGACGAUCAUCAGUGGAAUCCAGCUAGUUGCACUUGAAACCAGCGCUGUCAAGGAAAUAAAAUGGAACUUUCACAUUGCCAUGCUAUUUGUGGUGUACAUGCUGUGCAUGUUCGCGCUGUACAGCUUCAUGCCCGUGGUGGUGAAGAGGACGAGCGCCACCGCCGUUAACCUCUCGCUGCUCACCGCCGACCUCUUCAGCCUCUUCUGUGGCAUCUUCCUCUUCCACUACACGUUCUCAACGCUGUACAUCAUGGCCUUUGUCCUCAUCAUGGUGGGUUUCGUAACCUUCAACGCCAUCCCGACGUACAACGCUCAGCCUGAGCCCGACUCCAGGGACCCGUCGGACCAGGAGGCUCAGAGCGCCUCAGAUCGCCUGCUGCCAGCCGACGGUGGCGGCGUCCAGAGAAACGGGGGCCUGAUGGCGGUGGCUGCGCUAUGACCACAGAGGAAGUCUUUCUGUUCUAAGAAAGACAGCUGGAACCGACUGUUCCACAGUACCUUCCAUGGAGUGGAAGGGUGGAAGUCACAGGGACUUUAUUGUUACAAAAACACAGAAAAACUACUAAUUGAUCGUCACAAACGUUACUGCACUCCUUUGUGAUGCUAAUUUGUUACACUAAAGACACCUUUCAUUUUACAUUGUGUGCUGCACGGGUGGACAAAGUGUGGCACGCGGGCCAUAUUUGGUCCUAUAUAUUGUUUAACCUGGCCCGCUUAACAGUCCUAUUAUAUUUUACAUUUUGUUUGGACCUUUUGUUACAAUCCUCGUGAUAAGUUCAAAAAACAAUCAUCGCCUUUGACCCCCAAAGCCCCGGAGAUGGUUUACACUGCUAUUAUUAGCCUCUUUGCUGCCAAGGAACUAAAAGUUCCAGGAACUUAAAACGACCCUGCAAAAUGUCCCAGAAUUCAAUUCCGGCCCUACUUCCUGGUAAAGUUCCUGCCAUGGAAAAUGGGCAAUUGUUUACUGCAUAUUAUUUAUUCAUACUAUGAUGGGGUUUUACCAGGUAAUGUUUUUUGUAUUCAUGGCUUUUUAUAAGAGAACAAUGCCAAAGCUGUCUUUUAAUGUCCAGCAAUUGAAUAGCUGACUUAGCCUCAAUUGUUUUUUUUUUUUUCAUAUAAGUUUCUAUUAUUCUUUAUGUUAUUUUCAAUAUAAUGUUAGACCAACGUUUUUUUUUAAUGGUGAAUUAUGUCAGGUUGUGUUCCACAAAAUCAGUUAAAAAUAAAAUCAUAUGCUGUAUGUUUUGUUUACUGUUUG
Molecule: messenger RNA, 2294 nt
Organism: Doryrhamphus excisus (bluestripe pipefish)
Lineage: Eukaryota; Metazoa; Chordata; Actinopteri; Syngnathiformes; Syngnathidae
Product: solute carrier family 35 member F2-like
Biological process (GO): transmembrane transport
Cellular component (GO): membrane
Molecular function (GO): transmembrane transporter activity
Source: RefSeq, a predicted model, not a curated record